Messenger RNA from Tarenaya hassleriana, 2666 nucleotides. RefSeq names its product protein ENHANCED DISEASE RESISTANCE 4. The record is from RefSeq and is a predicted model, not a curated record. Lineage: Eukaryota; Viridiplantae; Streptophyta; Magnoliopsida; Brassicales; Cleomaceae. Gene Ontology annotation, biological process: regulation of defense response to fungus. The transcript has 3 exons. Bases 485 to 2218 code for a protein of 577 amino acids.
CGGCCGGCCCCCAUCGUCUUCAACUUCUAGUUCUGUCUUUAAGUCUGUUGCAGAUUUUUUUUUUAAAGAACCCAAGAAAUGGGUUUUGUUUAAUGGCGGAGAACGAGUCAUGGGUUUGACUCAGAGAUCAGAGAAACUUCCAAAAAAAAGAGCUUUCUUAACACAGAAAACAAGAGACUUUUCUCCCAACGAAAACGAGGGAAAAAAAACCCACAUCGAAUUUGUGUUUUUUUCUUCUUCUUCAUAGUUCUUCUACUUCGCGCCCACGACAAGGGGUUUUCUCUCUCUCUCUGUCCAUUUGUUUUAUUUCAACUUCUGGGUCUGCUUCAUUCUCUCUCUUGACCUCUCGAGAUUCCAUGAAAGAGCUUAUUUUCUGUUCUUUCUCCUCCUUCUAGAUCCGACAGGGUUCUUCAUCGUCUCCCUGCGGAUGUUUUGAUUUUAAAAAGAAAAACGUGGAGCCCAAGUAGCUUUUUUCCGUACAACAAUGGCGAAUGGAACGAACCCGAAAGUCCGUUUCGUGAAGUGUCCGAGGUGCUUGAGGGUUCUGCUCGAGGACGAAGACGUACCUGUGUACCAAUGCGGUGGCUGUUCCACCAUUCUUCAAGCGAAAAACCGGAACAUCAGUGCCAAUGGUACAUCGAGCUCAGCAGAAGCAGAAGGGACUAGCAGCACGAGCCCUGACAUGGCUGUUCCUUCAUCGGGAGAGUAUUCUGCGGGCAAAGAUCACGAGAAUGGCCAGAAUGGAACUGUGGAUACCAUAGAUGAGCAGCUCGGUGGAAUCAAAUUGUCUAAUGGAGGAGAGAUCUCCAGUUCGGAGGCUGACCAGGAUGAAGCUGAGGUUGUAGUUGCAGAACAAGGUUCCAACUCGGGAAGCUCAAGCAUUGAUCAUGUCACAGCUGCUGCAAGAGCUGAGUACUCUCCCGAGAUUCUUACGGCUUCUCCUGACGAAGAGGAGCACGAUCAAAGGAGUGAUUACCAUGUCCAUCCUUACGAAAGCGGAGAGUUUCUUGCAAAGAAAACCGUUUCCGCUUAUGAUGGAAGCGUGUCUUCAUCUGACGGAAGGGAAGAUCAACUCCAAGACGGCCAAAUGGGUUUGUCUGCAAGUGUAGAAGAUAGUGCAAGACUUUCUCUUGAAGGAAAAGCGAAAGGCAAAUCUAUAAUUCAAGAACAGUCUGAGGGCAAGGAGCGAGACAAAAGUUCUUCGGCCAUGUCACCUGAAGAGAAGCAUAACAGGACCAGCCACAAGAACUCAGGUCAGAACACUUUCCUGCCACUACAAGGGUGGUCAGGAGACCAUCUUGAUAGGCACAGGCAUAGACGAGGGACUCGGGAAUUCCCGUCUUACAUGCCUUACUAUCAGAAAGGGCCGUCCUUUUCGAGUGCAUACGAACAUGGUAGCCCUUCCUAUCACUCACGCCAUUACUUUGAUGUUCGUUCCCAGGCAUUCUCACUCCAAAUGCCUCCAUACAGUGGAAACAUGCAUUCUGGACCUGGUAUCGACAGAAUGUAUCAUGGCAUUAGUUAUGGCAUAAAUACAAAGGUGGGCCGGACAAGCAGGGCCUCGGGUAUACCGUUCUCAGGAGAGUCAGUGGUGAAUAGAAGACACCACGUGGGUCACCCGUCUUGGUAUUCAGAUCAGCUCCAUUUGUCUCAUGGCUCAUAUCCUGGAAGUCCUCAGAGACAUAUGGAAAAUGAGUACCGAACUGGAUGGAGUCGGGACGUAGUCUCUGAUGUGGAGGAUCAGCAAAGGCGUGGCCGCCUUGAGGUACAGAGGUAUCUGAGAGAAAGAAAACCCGUGGCCAAAUGUCAUAUCCGUCCCACAGCAGGUGGUGCUCCUUUUGCGAGCUGCUAUCAUUGCUCACAGACAUUACAACUGCCUGUAGACUUUCUCAUCUCCAAGAGGAAGUAUCAUCUUCUCAGAUGCGGAACUUGCUCGAAUGUCCUGAGAUUCUCCCUUCAGCAUGGAACACAUUUAGUUCCCGUCAUCUUUUACCCUCAGCCCGAGUCGUCUCACGUCAGUUCAGUAUCUGGAACUCCCAGAAACAAAGUUUCUAAACCGGAGAAGAGCUCCUCCACCGGUUAUGAGGAGCUGCCGGUGGCUAGAGGUUCUCCACUUCACCGGCUAAUGGGAUACUCCACUGUGAGCCAAGUCUUUAAAGCUUCCCAGCGGCCCCCUUCUCUAAGGGUAUCAGAGUAUGAUCAAACGCUGAAGAACUGAAUCUACAAAGACACUGCUACUGCAAAGAGGAAGUUUUGCCUUAGAUUCUCUCAUUCUUUCUCCCACAUUUGUAUAGGUGAAGGAUUUGUUUCUGCUGUUCAUGUCAAAAGUAGAACAAACGAUAGCAUUUUUGCCAUGUAAACAUAUUAAACACAAAAGGGCUCACAGAUACUGCUUCCAUGUCAAAGACAGGCAACAGAAGUUCUGCGACUUUCAGCAUCGUGCUUUCUGAGACAUAAGCACUAAAACCUAAUCUUCCACAUACAAGAAGUCGUCUUCUCCAGCAAUUCGAUCAAUUUCGCUCAUAUAUUCAUCUCACAGAAAAUCUAUGGGUCUGUUCGCCGUCGAAUGUGAAUCUAUCAACAAUCCCCAAAAUCGGAUUCCGCGAACUGAAACAAUGGUCGGGAAUAGAACAAAACCAAGUGGGAUCUAAGACCAUUACCUGGAU